CUUAGUCCAGGCAGCAGACAAGCAGCAGGUGAUCAAAGCUCAUAAGAAGGGACCAUUUUGUCACAGCAGUUGCAUGUAUACAUAGUACGUAGUACAUUGUUUCACAUUUCUUUUCCCUCACUUUGUCACAGCACUUGCACACAUACAGACAUGGUAUAGUACAUUGUUUCACGUUUCUUUUCCCUCACUUUGUCACAGCACUUGCACACAUGGAGACAUGGUACAUUGUUUCAACUCUCUUGUCCCUCUGUCUUCUUCCCAACACAUCUUGACCAACCACCUCUCCACCUUGUCUCUGCACGUCAUGCUCGAAUGUGCGGGACCGAUCCAAUCCGAUCCAAUCUUCCAAGCCUUUCGGAAUCGUCGCCACCAAUCUGUCGACGACAGAAGGGCUAAGCUGUGCACCUCCUAAAGGGCGGAUUUAACGUGGCCACAGACAUCCGCCGGGUAAGUGCUCCCAGUUUGAAUGCGCCCUAAUUGUCUGUCCCAUUUUCUCUGGAUCUGGCAAAGUCCAAGAAGGAAACACAAACGGCAAAUCCUUUCUCCCCUCCUCCCCGUUCUUGAAAGGCUGACCCACAAACGGCGAAUCCUUUUACCCCAGAGGUUUUCUGACGUCAGGAGGACCGGUGGUUUAAAGUGGCCCUUCUACCUGUAUUACUUGCAACCCACCAGUACACCCCCCCUCCGUCCAAUAGGAAGAAGACAACGGUUCCACAUCCAAGCACAAACUGAAAAGGACUUUGUCGUCGCCCAUCUUCGCUCUUUUAAUUGAACUCACAAACUGCAGUCCUCGUUCAUUCCCUCUCCCUCUUAAAAGGUCAAGCUCUCACCCACCCACUGACAGAUCCUCUCGCUUUCCUCUGCCCUCUUAAAAGCUUAAGCCCCCCUGCCCCAACCCCCAAAGAUGCAUGGGUGGGCACCAACAAUGUCGGCGCUACUAUACAGUUUUUUGCACACCCCCUCGACUCGUCUUUUUCCAAGUCUCCCUCCGUCUGCAAGACGAAGCCCGGCCAGCCGAAGGUGCAACUUAAUAUAGACAAUUUCAAUCAAUCAAUAAGGCAAUUGACUGCCUGAUUGGUCAGCCUAAUGACCCCCUCGUGGGGGGUUAUGCCUUAAAAAAAAAACUUAUUUGCGAGUGAUGUAGGGUGAUUGCCGGAUCCUACCGAGAAGAUUUGCAAUUACAUCCUCAACUCUACCGGGACUCGGCAGACGAGGACGUGGAGCUUCGACCGACUCGAUUGCUCUCCCAACAGUAAUCAGGGGUGAAGACUUUACCUACAACCCCAUUUAACAGUAAUCAGGGGUGAAGACUUUACCUACAACCCCAUUUAGGAUCUGGCCCCGUUGCACGUCAUUGCUAGCCAGGAUAGCAUGCACCUAACUCAUGGGCCUAUGGCUGGCUUCAACAUAGCAGAUUCAAGACGCGGGCACGCUUUUUCAAAUUCAGUCAACAUAGUGGAAACGCGCACGCGGAGGUCACGGCCUCCUCACUCUGUCUCCACGACUUCAGGCGCAACUCCCCAUUCAUUACUCCUCCUCUCCAUCAACCGGUCCUUACCCUUCGGCGUUGUUGGCUGGCUGGCUGGCUGGCUCUCGCCCUUUGCUUCGGCUUCGCUGGCUGGCUGGCUGGCUGGCUCUCGCUGACUCGCUGCAUGGAUGGCUGGUUGGAUACUUAUGGAUCGAUGGAUGCAUAGAUGGAUCCCAUGGAUGGAUGGAUAGAUGGAUAUCGCUGGGGUUCCCUCUGUCUUCCCGUUCGCAUACCGAACGGCUCCCACGAUUUCAAUUCUAUAACAAUGGUGGGAUGGCGAAGGAGAAGGUAUUCUCGUUCGCGCUGACGAAGGUACAGUUACUCGGCAUGUCAACCUGACUGGUGAUAAUCACCUCCCUCCCCGCGUACGUAGCAUGAAUGAAGAACUACCUACAACUUUUGGGACGAUCUACAUCGUAUCGUCACAUGCAUGAAAUUAUCAGUCGCCGUACAUAUACAUUGUCGGAUGUCGCAUUACGAAAGUGCUCUCUAUACGCCCCUCUGUGUAGGCCGCCACAAUGUCCCUCCACAAGACGACGUCCAAUUCAGUCACUGAUUUCUGGUUGAAAUUUCAACUACCCAUUCGCAAGGAGGAUGGAUCCACCAUAUACUAGCAAGCAAGAUGGAUGCUAUGUUGCAUAGCAGGAUGGAUGCUAUGCUGCAAGCCAAGAUGGAUGCUAUGUCGCCAGCAAGAUGGAUGCUAUGCUGCGAGCCAAGAUGGAUGCUAUGCUGCAAGCCAAAAUGGAUCAUGCUAUGUUGCGAGCAAGAUGGAUGCUAUGUUGCACAGCAAGAUGGAUGCUAUGUUGCACGGCAAAAUGGAUGCUAUGUUGCAAGAAAGAUGGAUGCUUUGUAGCAUAGCAAGAUGGAUGCGUUGUAGCAUAGCACGAUGGAUACUUUGUAGCAUAGCAAGAUGGAUGCUUUGUAGCAUAGCAAGAUGGAUGCUAUGCUGCAAGCCAAGAUGGAUGCUAUGUUGCGAGCAAGAUGGAUGCUAUGUUGCACAGCAAGAUGGAAGCUAUGUUGCAAGCAAGAUGGAUGCUUUGUAGGAUAGCAAGAUGGAUGCUAUGUCGCCAGCAAGAUGGAUGCCAUGUGGCAAGCGAAGAUGGAUCUCCACUUGGAAUCAGUGAGUCGACCGAGGAAAGGAGACAGUACGCACCUUCGACACACUUCAAGACGUGCUAGAGAACCAGUUGUUCGUCGGACUUUCCCCGCAGCCUCGCUGGCAAUCCCUUAAGCAACUCUCACAGCUCGCACAGAGAAAGUGGCAUCGUCAAUCUCGUCUAUGUAAACCAUGGUUAACCUUGUGGUUAUGAAACUUUACUCGUUAUAACUUUUAACGGCUCUGAAAUGCUCUCUUACCAGACAAUAAACUUCGUUUUCGGCCGCGCAGGCUCGCUGUCUGGUUGGCUCUCUGCUCGCCUCCUACUUGCAGGCUGACAGACCACUUACUUAACUGUGCGUGGCGCAGUUGAUCCGUCGGUCCGCUAGAAAGAUAGUCGUCCGGCUGGCUAGCUGGCUUGGUUGCCUCUAUACACCUGCCUCCCCACCUUAUUCCCCCAACCAUGGACUGCCUGUUAUCAGGCCGUACUUGGUCAGGAUAGAGCUGUACACGUUCAUGUUCAUGAUGAUAGGCAGUUGCGUUCAGGACAAUAAAGCAGUGACGUCAGC
Molecule: messenger RNA, 3193 nt
Organism: Chara braunii
Lineage: Eukaryota; Viridiplantae; Streptophyta; Charophyceae; Charales; Characeae
Source: the annotation of a GenBank genome assembly